CGUCGAGUCGCAAUGAGACAUUAGAUUUCCGGCAGAACUGUCAAAUUAAAAGCGCCGAUUUGGCGCACAAGUCGAAACUUCGCUCAGUCAUAGCAGUAAAAUACAAAUAUAAGCUAGAUAUAACGUGCUAUAGUGUUAAAUGUAACACUGACUACAACAGACACCGACGUUGAACACUUCAGUGACUUGCCUUGUUUGCUGCCACCAGUAUUGAUGCUUUAACUUUGAAGGCGACAUCUCCUCGUUUCCUGCAGACCGUGACGUUCGCACGGUUUCUGCUCCUUCGGCGUUAACUGCUAGCUACCGCCAACGUUUUUCUAAUGUCGUUUUAGCUGCAGUCUCCCGCUUUAAGCGCGUGUUCGCUCGAACGACAUCAUAUCGACACACGAUAUUUUAUAGUCGUGAGCAAAGUUUGUCCCACGUCUUUGUCAAACUCAUGAACUUGUUUCAGUCUGGCUGUGGGAGCGAGUGAAGGCGGUCUCCUCGUCCAAGAGCUUCCCGAGCAAUGAAGAGUCAGCAGAAAAGCCCUGAACAAGACGGCACUGUUACCGUCAACGAGGAAGGGUCCGUAGCUACCGCUGAGGAUCCAGCAGCUAUUGCUACCAUUCAGUCUGCUGCCACCUUUACUGACCAACCCAUCAAAUAUCUGUUCAAGACAGAAGGAGCGGGUGGACAGGUGACCUACAGAGUGAUCCAGGUGGCAGAUGGCCAGUUGGAGGGACAGACAGACGGAGCUGCAGCGGUCAGCCUGGUCGCUGGUUUCCCCGCGACCACUCAGACUGUCACACAGUCAGAGGCAUUGGAGGGAGAUGGCAGCGCUGAGACACAGUACACUUAUUACCCUGCCACCAUCGCAGAUGCCACCACUGGUACCAUGGUAACCACCGUGCAGGCGUCUGACACGCUUCUGGGCCAGACCACGCCCACAGGGCAGCUUUAUGUGAUGAUGUCACCACAGGAGGUUUUGACAGGGUCCAAUCAAAGGACGAUUGCACCUCGAACUCAGCCGUACAUCGCGAAGCAGGACGCUCCGCGGGCCUCCAGAGAUGAGAAACGGCGAGCCCAGCACAACGAAGUUGAGCGGAGGCGCCGGGACAAGAUCAACAACUGGAUCGUACAGCUGUCAAAGGCCAUUCCAGACUGUAACGUCGACUACACCAAGACGGGACAGAGUAAAGGGGGGAUCUUAUCCAAAGCCUGCGAGUACAUAAAGGAGCUGCGACAGAACAACCUGAAGCUUGGGGAGGACGUCAGCGUUCUGGAUCGUCUAAGAGUUGACAACCAGCUACUGAGACAGGAGGUGGAAGACUGGAAGUCCAAGAAUCAGAUCCUGAGGAACCUCUUGCGACAGCACGGCAUUGUGGGAUCGUCCAGCACAGAGUCUCAGUGAGAAACCUGCAGUCAUCAACCACAUGUGGGCCAAAGGUGUACUUGAAAUACUUUGGAGAUACUUCAUUUGUGAUCAGUGUGCAUGAAACGGGGGGAAUAAGUGAAUAUUGUCAUUAAUAUUCAAAUCCAACUUCUUUGCUAAAUGACAUCUUUAAAUGUUGUUUUCCAAGCUUUUUACAGCAUUCUUUUAUCUACAGUACAAUCAUCAUAUUGAUUUAGCGAAGCCCUCAUUUAACGCCUCCCUGCACAAACAUUAUGAUUGUUCAUUACCGUUAGCCUCCAGUACAGUAAGCUCACGUUUCUUUUCCUUUCUGUGUAUCUGUGUAUUACAUGCACUCAUUCGUAUGUUCUUGUUGUUUAUCACUUUGAUCAGUCGAUGCUAUGAGUUUGUUAUCCAAGAGUCUGACUCUUUGCUUUGUAUUUUUACUGUGUCAUGAAGCGUCACUGGGGACAUAUAUUACAUUGCAACAAUGUAACUAACUAAAUAAAUUGGAGGGGGGGCAUUGCAUAGUAUGUAGGGUAUGUAUGUCUUUAUAAUAAAAACAAAUAUUAUGCUACAUGUCA
This is a messenger RNA of Oreochromis aureus, 1953 nucleotides long. RefSeq names its product upstream transcription factor 1 (gene usf1). Gene Ontology annotation, biological process: regulation of transcription by RNA polymerase II. Bases 506 to 1390 code for a protein of 294 amino acids. The transcript has 10 exons. The record is from RefSeq and is a predicted model, not a curated record. Gene Ontology annotation, molecular function: DNA-binding transcription factor activity, RNA polymerase II-specific; protein dimerization activity; RNA polymerase II cis-regulatory region sequence-specific DNA binding. Lineage: Eukaryota; Metazoa; Chordata; Actinopteri; Cichliformes; Cichlidae.